Messenger RNA from Fusarium subglutinans, 813 nucleotides. RefSeq names its product enoyl hydratase. The record is from RefSeq and is a predicted model, not a curated record. The transcript is spliced from 5 exons. Gene Ontology annotation, molecular function: enoyl-CoA hydratase activity. Gene Ontology annotation, biological process: fatty acid beta-oxidation. Gene Ontology annotation, cellular component: mitochondrion. Lineage: Eukaryota; Fungi; Ascomycota; Sordariomycetes; Hypocreales; Nectriaceae. The coding region runs from base 1 to 813 and encodes 270 amino acids.
AUGUCAGAUGCCAGUCUCAUCAUUGUUGACUCCCCCGCCCACGCACCGGGGGUGUCAGUGAUCACACUCAACCGCCCAGAGAAGCGCAAUGCACUCUCAAAAGCCAUGAUUACUGAGUUCCUUAAAGCUCUCUCUCGAGUCUCGGCUGACUCAAACACCAAAGUCAUCGUAGUAACUGGACGCGGCUCUUGCUUCUCAGGUGAGUUAAGUUCCGAACCACGUUUUCUUGGCAGUUUGUUGAUCUGCCUGACAGCUGGUGCCGAUAUCAAGGAGAUAUCGACGAUGGAUGCAGAAGCAGCCAGAUCCUGUCGUUACCUGGAAGAUCUGUGCCAUGGCAUGGCUGCUGUGAGGAAGCCUGUUCUAGCAGCAGUAGAUGGGCCUGCGCUUGGAGGUGGCUUUGAGCUUGCCAUGAUGUGUGAUUUAAUCUAUGCAUCUACACGUGCAAAGUUUGUACUCCCCGAGGUGAACCUUGGUCUCAUCCCCGGAGCGGGAGGCACUCAACGGCUCACGUCUGCCUUGGGCAAGUUCAGAGCCAUGAAAGCCAUCCUGCUUGGAACGCCGAUCUCGAGUGAAGAAGCUUUGUCUUGUGGGCUGGUCUGCGACAUGUUUAAGGAUGGGCAAGUAUUGGACAAGACUAUCGAAGCUGCUGUGCAGCUGGCAGCUCGAGGUGGUGUUGCCGUUCAAUCGGCCAAGGAAGCUAUAUGCCGAGCUGAUGAUUCGUGCCGCGAUGACGCAUUUGAGAGGAGCUUGUAUUACUUUGCUUUUGGGACAGAGGAAAAAGCAACAAGGGUCGAAGCCUUUCUACGACGGUAA